Molecule: messenger RNA, 1032 nt
Organism: Pseudomassariella vexata
Lineage: Eukaryota; Fungi; Ascomycota; Sordariomycetes; Amphisphaeriales; Pseudomassariaceae
Product: pectate lyase B
Exons: 7
Coding region: 1-999 (332 amino acids)
Molecular function (GO): pectate lyase activity
Source: RefSeq, a predicted model, not a curated record
AUGAGGGUAACCCCUGUCUUCGCGGUGCUGUGCGCUUUGGCGUCUGCCAGCCCUACUCCUACUGUGAAGGAGUCACCCGCUGGAGCGAACCUGCAGAAACGAGCCACCAUCUCGGAAGUGGCAACGCUGGGAUAUGCCACCCAGAACGGAGGAACAACAGGAGGCAGCGGCGGCACCGUGACCACCGUCUCGACCCUGGCUCAAUUCACCGAGGCAGUCGACGAGAAAGACGCCACUGCCAAGAUUGUCGUCGUCUCGGGGACACUCUCCGGAGACGUCAACGUCCGCAUUGGUAGCAACAAGUCGGUCAUCGGUCUCAAGGGUGCUACUUUCGAUGGUGUCGGCUUGUACAUCCGUCGCCAGAGCAAUGUCAUUGUUCGAAACAUCAUCUCCAAGAACGUCAAAGCGUCGACUGGGGAUGGUAUCAAGAUUGACGAGAGCUUGAAUGUGUGGAUCGACCACUGCGAGUUGUACUCGGAGCUGAUCGCUGACAAGGACUACUAUGAUGGACUCAUUGAUGCUUCUCAUGCCGCCGACUGGUUGACCAUCUCCUACACCUACUUCCACGACCACUGGAAGACAUCCCUCGUCGGCCACAGCGAGAACAACGGUGAUGAAGACACCGGCCAUCUUCGCAUCACCUAUGCCAACAACUACUGGAAGGACUGCGGCUCACGUGGCCCCUCUUUGCGAUUUGGUACCGGACAUGUGUACAACUCAUACUAUCUCAACAUGGACUCGGCCAUCAAUACCCGCCAAAACGCACAAAUUCUGGUUCAGAGCAAUGCGUUCAGCAACGUCACCUCGCCUAUAAUGACCAAGGACUCGGACAUCGUUGGAUAUGCUGUCGCUAUCGACAAUGAUCUCGGCGGCGCUACCAACACGGCUCCCGUUGGUACCAUCACUGCCAGCGACAUCCCUUACACGUUCUCGCUUCUUGGGUCCUCCCAGGUUGCAGCUACUGUCCCUGGCCAAGCUGGUGCCAUUUUGAGCUUCUAAGCGACAAGUACAUGCAUGCGGGUUGGUUUUGCG